Messenger RNA from Cutaneotrichosporon cavernicola, 3327 nucleotides. RefSeq lists its product as uncharacterized. Gene Ontology annotation, molecular function: calcium-activated cation channel activity. NCBI's taxonomy places the organism in Eukaryota, Fungi, Basidiomycota, Tremellomycetes, Trichosporonales, Trichosporonaceae. Gene Ontology annotation, cellular component: plasma membrane. The record is from RefSeq and is a predicted model, not a curated record. The transcript is spliced from 9 exons. Bases 1 to 3327 code for a protein of 1108 amino acids.
AUGCCCGAUGCCCCACACCACAUGGAGACCAUGGAUGCCGGCUGGCUUCCUCCCAGCCUGCCCCUCGGGCUUGUCCUCCGCGCGGCGAGCGUGACGGCUGGGGGGGCUUCGUCCAACGAGACCGACCAGUCGUUCAUGCAGACCUAUGACACAGGCACCUUCCUCGCGUCGUUGUGGACGAACAUGGUGCUCGCGAGCUUGUGGUUCCUGCUAUGGAACGGACUCCGGCGCGUCGUCAAGGCUGUAUAUGAGCCGCGCACGUACAUUCCCCCACGAGAUCAGCAGGCCCCACCGCUGGGCACCGACCCAAAGGAGAUUCUGAACAAGAACGGGGUCGACCCAUACAUUUUCGUGCGCUUCUUACGGUUGCUCAUGAAGGCCGUGAUCCCCAUCUGGCUGGUGAGCUGGGUCGUUCUCUUUCCCAUCAACUCGGUAGGCGGAGCGAGUAGAACGGGACUGGACAUGUUCGCCAUGUCGAACAGCCCCAAACUGAAGCGGUACUGGGCGCACCUGUGCCUCGCGUACUUGUUCAACGGCUGGAUCAUGACGCUUCUAUGGCUCGAGAUGAAAGUGUGGCUCAAGACCCGCCAAGAAUGGCUCGUGUCUCCCAAGCACUCGUGCACCGCGCAAGCCAGUACAGUGCUCAUCACUGGCAUUCCCGAGGAACUCAUGGACGAGGACGCGCUCACCAAGCUCUACUCGUACUUGCCUGGUGGUGUCUAUCGCGUGUGGCUUCAGCGUGACCUGCGGGACAUGCCAAAGGUGUGGCAGAAGCGAAUCAGCGCAUGUCAUGCCCUAGAGGACGCCCAAACUGCUCUGAUCCGUACGGCCAACAAGAUCGACGACAAGGUUCGAAACCUCGAAGCGCAUAACAAGCCCGUUCCUGAGUCACUCCGCGCACCGUCAAAGGAGGGCGAGAACGGGACAGCGACUGCAGAGAUCGUACCGGAUGCCUCCCGACCGAAAAUCAGACUCAAGCCGUCGUGGGCACCGUUCUCCCUCGGGUGGCUGGGCGUGGGCGAGAAGGUUGAUGCCAUCACCUACUAUCGCAAAGAGGUCGAGGAGUGCACCAUCACGCUCACCAAGCAGCGGAAGCAGCUCGAGCACGACAUCCUCACACCUGGUAAUGCCCAGGACUUUUACAAGCCGCUCUCCGCGGCGUUCAUCUGCUUCAAUCAGCAAAUUGCUGCUCAUAUCGCAAAGGUUUUCCUGCCGUACGGCGAGCCAUAUCACAUGGCGCACCGAUACAUCGAGCUGUCUCCUGACAAUGUCAUCUGGGGCAACAUGGGCAUCAAGUCGGAUUACGAGCUUCACCUGCGCACAGCUGUGUCUUUCCUGAUUACGGCAGGCCUGGUGAUCGCGUUCAUCUUCCCAGUCGUGCUUGCAACCUUUGUUUUGCCACGAGCGGCCAACACGUCCAUUAUCGGAAACGUGUGGGGAGUGGGCAGCAUCGCUGUCAAAGGGGAGGGCUUUGGCUCAAAGCUCCUUCUAGGCCUGCUCACAGGUCUCGUACCCCCCAUCCUCCUCAUGCUCAUCCUGAUGAUUGCGCCGACGCUGCUGCGACAGUUGGCCAAGCUGCACAACUUCACCAAGACGGAGAUAGAGCUUGACGUUAUGGACCGCUACUUUGCGUUCCUGCUCAUCGAGCGAUUCCUCAUCCCCACGAUUGCAACACUGCUCCCUGAAGGCAACACGACUCAGGUGCAAUGGUGGCCUGACUUUAGCCAGGGCGCAUCCAAAGCACUCCAGAAGGCGUUCGAGAUUCAGCUCCCACAGGCAUCGACCUUUUUCAUCACGCUACUGCUCCUGCAGGUGACUGGCCAGUUUGUCCAGCUGUUCUCGCCCAUCACGCUCAUUAUCUACUACUCAAAGGUCAUUCUUGGAAGCGGCACCCCGCGAUCGUUUUACAACGCCCGGUAUAAGAUGAACAGCCCCGCCUGGGGAUCGGAAUGGCCAAACAUGACCGUGUACUUUGUUAUCCUCAUCGUGUACAUGGUCAUCGCGCCCGUUAUCAAUGGUUUCGGCGCCAUCCUCGCCGUCGUCGCGUACCACGUCUACAAGUACUUGUACCUGUGGGUCCUGGAACAGAAGCCGACGCUCGACACGGGCGGCGAGUUCUUUCCACGGGCCAUCACGCAUGUGUUUGUCGGCAUCUAUAUCGGCGAAGUCGCCCUGACCAUCAUCUUCUUUGGCAAGGGCAUCGAUACGCUGCCGCUGGCCAUCUUGAUGAUCAUCCUAAUUGUUGCAUCGGUUGCGGUCCAGUACAUGCUUGUCACUGCGUACAAGCCCCUGCUGAACCCCCUGCCCCUGUCGCUGGCGCAUCUCACGCACGGCCAGCCGUCGGCGGACGCCAAGUCGGACGACGAUCAGGACGACAAAGUGCCCGACUUAUCGAACGGGACCACGGGUGUGGACGACGAGGACGCUAUGUGGUACAGGGACCCGGUCAGCCCGGUCAGCAAGGGCGUCUCCAAGCGCCAGAGCGUGAUCAGCAUGCGAAGCUGGCAGCUACCACAGAACUCUCCUCGCGUUCGUGCUCACGGGCGGCCGUCCGCGACAAGCUCCCCAGCCGUUCCGCCACUCGUGCGGCCGUCCGCGACAAGCUCCCCAGCCGUUCCGCCACUCGUGCUGCCCUCACCGAAACCAGUAGCCACGAAACCUGAGGACGUCGAGAUGAGCGACCUGCGCGCGACACGGCGGGCCACAGUCACGAGUUGGACCGCCGUCCCCCCGUCUCCAACGUCGGCCGUCCCCCCAUCUCCAACAUCCGCCGUCCCUCCAUCUCCAACAUCCGCCGUCCCUCACACCCCGACAUCCGCCAUCGGUCCAUCCCCAUUGUCUGCAGUCACGCCGUCCCCGACGUCGGACGACGCACAGACUGACGAGGUCACCGAGGACCUGCACUCGGAGACGCCAAUUAACCGGCCGCGCCUCGUCUCUGGUGGCCGGAGUCGGUCCAUGUCACUGGCCCCGUGGGAAGACCACCGGCAUAAGCGAUCCAACUCGGCGCCGCAAUGGGAGCUGCGCCGAUCGUCGACGAGCCGGUCGAUCGAAGCCAACCAGGAAGACAUUAGGCGCUACUUUGCGCGCCCCGGUGGGCCUGGUGUCAUUCGUCCACCAGACGACAGUGCGUCGCCAGCAGCAUUCUUCCAUCCUGCCACGCACCAGCCGCAGCCCAUCAUCUGGUUACCGCAGGACGACCUCGGCGUCGCGCCCGAGCAGGUCCGCGAGAACAGGAAGGAGGGCGUCAAGAGCACGACGCGCAAUGCUGUACUGGACGCGAAGAACCGCGUGCUCGUCGUCGGCCCAGCCCCAGAUGACAAGUAG